GCUCUCUCAGAUGGCUCAGUGCUACAACAUUCCCACUCCUACUGAAGCUAAAACAUUGAGCAUUGAUGCUAAGAUUGAGGGAGACUGCAAGAAAACCUUUGGACAGAACCUUUUGUUAAAUUUCACUGUGAAUUAUAAUGGUCCACAGGCAAGAUCUAACAUGGUCAUUGUAGAUAUUAAACUCUUAUCAGGAUUCACAGCUGAUACAUCAUUGCUUGAACCUCAACACCUUUCAAGAACAUCACUUGUGGAGCGGGUCGAUUCUAAAGAUGAUCAUGUCAUUGUGUAUCUGACAGAGGUUCCAAAAAAUAUUCCAGUGAAUCUCCAGAUAAAACUGAAACAGGUUCUUCCAGUGAAGAAUCUCAAACCAGCUGUAAUUAAAGUCUAUGAUUACUACCAAACAAGUGAUCAGUCAGAGACCGAGUACAAGUCCCACUGUGAAUGAAGUGUCAUGCUUCAGUUCUGCAGCUU
Sinocyclocheilus anshuiensis is the source of this 471-nucleotide messenger RNA. Its product is annotated as murinoglobulin-2-like. Gene Ontology annotation, cellular component: extracellular region. The coding region runs from base 11 to 445 and encodes 144 amino acids. The record is from RefSeq and is a predicted model, not a curated record. NCBI's taxonomy places the organism in Eukaryota, Metazoa, Chordata, Actinopteri, Cypriniformes, Cyprinidae. The transcript is spliced from 6 exons.